This is a messenger RNA of Prunus armeniaca (apricot), 252 nucleotides long. Lineage: Eukaryota; Viridiplantae; Streptophyta; Magnoliopsida; Rosales; Rosaceae. The record is from the annotation of a GenBank genome assembly.
AUGGGAAAAGUGAAGUACAUUAUCCCUAGGAUUGUUAUUGGGGUGUUCAUUCAGGUGCUCUGUAGUUACAGUACACUUCCACUUUAUGCCAUUGUGACACAGAUGGGAUCCAAUUUCAAGAAAGCUAUAUUUGACGAAGACAUACGCUUGGGACUCGUUGGUUGGGCUAAAAAAGCUAAGAGAAGAAGGCAAGCAUGGAUGGCUCCGGCUCUGGCACUGGUUCUGACGUGGAGUUCAGCUAGGGAAAGUUAA